Rattus norvegicus (Norway rat) is the source of this 1295-nucleotide messenger RNA. The record is from RefSeq. NCBI's taxonomy places the organism in Eukaryota, Metazoa, Chordata, Mammalia, Rodentia, Muridae.
CAGUAAUGACGCCACCACGCUGACGCGAGAGGAUGGCGGUAGCGCCCGUGGCCUGGGCUGGGAGACGGUGGGCUGAGCCGCCGAGACUCCGAAGAGCCGGCCGCCCGCGCGAGGUGUAGACGGGGCACUGCCUACAGAGCAGGUCCUGCCAGCCUCGCUGGAGAGGAUGCCCCCGUGUCAGUGAUGGGCUGUGGGACAAGCAAGAAGUCAUCACCAACCUUUGUUCUGUCCUUUGGUGUGUUGCCCUUUGCUGCUUCCCUUCUGGAGCUGCCAGACCCUCCUUUACAGCUCCACUGUGCCACCUACUGUCUGGUCUAGGUAUCGGUGGCCAGGAGAGGGAGUGGUGACCUUGCAAACCCACAGCCCUCCAAACGGAAGAGGAGAGAAAGGAGUUGCUGAGUUGGGGGAGAGUCCUGGGCUGCUCAACUCCCCUUCUGCUCAGUUUCUCCAAACCUCACCCUGGAACUUAGCCAUACUGUGUUACCUGCCUCUGAACCUUGGGUGCCUUGGGUGCAGACCUUGCUGUAAGAGCUGGCCUUGCCCUAUUUGCCCUGUGCCCUGUGUUUCUUUUCAUAGCAUUAACUUUCCAGGCUGGCCCCACUGAGUCUCAGGCUGGAGGGAGCCCUUCUGGGAGGUAGGGUAGGGUUGCAGGGGCUACUUUCCCAGAGGACUGAGCCACAACAGCCCCUAUAGCUGUCAUGGUCUCCCCUAUCACCACCAUGUUAGGCUGGAAUACAACCUCCCUCCCUCUGUAGCUGCUUUCAGUGGGUAGGAAGGGGCCAGACAGAGCCUAGCUUGGGCCUUGGCUAGAUUAAGAGCCUGUCAGCAGGAAGAGUCUGACUCCACUCAGCUCCUUUCAGGAGGUAGCCUUGGGUGAGGCACUCUUUCCUACAUAUGCCACCUCCACUGGGAAACCAAACCAAAGAGACCACUCUGUGCCAAGUCAACUGUGCCUUAUAUAUGCUCUCUUCACACUCCCCUCCCCCUGGAUAGGAGGCAGUGGAGAGUGGAAGCCUCACAGCCUCAGAGUUCCCCCACCUACCAGUUCCCUAGGAAUCCCUGGGGGUGUGAACCACUGGGGAUUUAUUUUCUCUCUUGCCCGAAGUAGGUCUGGUUGUGAGGAUUUGACAGAGGGAGUUUAGUGUCUUGGGCCUUUGAUAGGUCCACCAGGCCUUCAUGCCCGGACAAUGGAUGGAGAAUGUGCAGUUAUUUAUUUUGUGUACUCUGUAAAUGUAUCUUCUGUAUCCAAUAAACAGGCUGCCCUCCCUCGGGGAAGGCUGCCAUUUUUUCUGACC